Alternaria viburni is the source of this 4590-nucleotide messenger RNA. RefSeq lists its product as uncharacterized. Gene Ontology annotation, molecular function: NADP binding; 4 iron, 4 sulfur cluster binding; sulfite reductase (ferredoxin) activity. NCBI's taxonomy places the organism in Eukaryota, Fungi, Ascomycota, Dothideomycetes, Pleosporales, Pleosporaceae. Gene Ontology annotation, biological process: sulfate assimilation; amino acid biosynthetic process. The transcript is spliced from 4 exons. Gene Ontology annotation, cellular component: sulfite reductase complex (NADPH). Bases 1 to 4590 code for a protein of 1529 amino acids. The record is from RefSeq and is a predicted model, not a curated record.
AUGGGGUCUAUCUCGACUGCAGGAGAGGCUGUGGCCCGAAUCGCCCACCUGGCCUCCGACGUGAUCGUAUCGGUCGUCCCUUCCUUCACAACCGAGUCCGAGUUCUCUGAGCCUCUGCGGGGACUCCAGAAGCACAACGCGCCCAGCGUUGUUUGCAAGACACAACCAGAGAUCCUCACUGUCCGCCAAAAUGCCGACCCUCUGCUCUCCGUCUUCCAGCCCAUCCGCUCGGGCAAGCUCACGAGCGUCACCACAACCUCGUCCAUUCUCGUAAAGUCGAUACCGCACCUUUACAAGCUCGCACAAUAUCCCGUCGUCCUCCACGUAUCAGUGGCGCCUUUGGGCUUCCCUGACUUCUCCGACAUCACCUCGAUUAGACAGUCUGGAUUCGCCUUCAUCCAAUCCGAGACACUACAGGAGUUGCAAGAUCUUGCUCUCACUGCCCAUGCUUUGGCCAUCAAAUCGGGCAAGGGUGUCAUCCACUUCUUCGAUUCGGGCGCGACCGCUUUCAAGAAGACUGUUGAGGUAGAGGAUGCCGACCUGGUCCGAAGCGUCAUUGACCUGGACGCGGUGGCGGCAUACCAAAACACCAAGUCGGAGGAGACCACACUAUACGCCGACGAUGGCAGGAACCCGACACUGUCCUUCGCUCGGAGUCAGGCUGUCAAUGCCGCUCCAGCAGUAGCGCCUGUCAGCCUUCCCGAGCAUCCCAAGUCGCUUCCUGCAUCGGAGAGGAACAGCCAACGCGCCGAUUCUUCUUCUGGCUCGUCGCAGCGCGAUGCUAGCACGAGCGGUGCGUCAGUGUCAUCGGCAACCACAGUGGAGUCAUUGAUCUCCAAGCCCGUUUCCUCCGAGGAUAUCUACCGCUUCGCCACACAGAUUUGGGGAACCAUCCGUGAUGCCACUGGACGAAGCUACGAUGCCUUUGCUUUCUCCGGCACUGGUAACGAGGAGGCUGCCAUUUUCCUCUUUGGUGCCGACACUGCUGUCUGGGCUACCGAGUUGGACAGCGUGGAGGAGACCAAGGCAUACGCCAACACAGCCGUCAUCACAGCCAGGCUAUACCGUCCCUGGUUGGGUGCGUCCCUUGCCCCCUUGCUUCCCCGGUCGCUUAAGAGGAUUGCGGUGCUGGAGCAAGUUCGACGAAAGACUACCCGAUGGGGCCCUGUACUGCUCGACCUUCUGAUGUCGCUCAAGUCGACCGGUGGCGCCUCUCCUACGGUUGUCGGAUACCAACUUGGCUACAUCAACGAGGACACUGUGUCGCAAGCAAUGCGCGGCGUUUACCAGAACUUGAUGAGCGAGACGCCUGUACAAAACCUCGUCAUCGGCAACCUCGAUGGACCGGAGCCCCAGGCUAUCAAGGUCGAGCAACCAGGGUUAGAGAACGCCUACAUGAAGAUCCUGAACCAGGUCUUUGGUGAGAAGCUUCACAUUGCUAACCAGCUUGGUUCGCAGCACGCCGGUAUCUCCAACGAGAUCUCCUCCACGCCAGAGUACGGAUUCGGCUCGCUAGUAGCGCGCAAGGAACAUCGUCAGCGAUUCGUGGAUGAGGCUGCGGCUGCUUCCAAGGAGAACGCUUUCACCACCCAAGCGCCCAGAGAGUGGCUGUCCAAGUGGGCACUGAACGCCGAUGAUACCGACAAGGCUAACGACCUGGCCUCUGAGGUCAUCGCACGCUUGGGUACUGACGGCUCGCCCGCUGCCAGUCAGCUGUUGUCAUCAAAGAAGCUGUUCUAUAAGGAAUCACCAUGGCUGAUUGGCUCUGACGCCUGGGCGUACGACCUGGGUAACUCUGGUGUACACCACGUCCUUGCCUCUGGCGAAAAUGUCAACAUGCUCAUCGUCGACUCAACACCAUACUCAGAGCGCGCAGCCGCCGACGCUGCGAGGCGGAAGAAGGACAUUGGUCUGUACGCAAUGAACUUCGGCAACGCUUACGUAGCAUCGGUCGCUGUAUACAGCUCCUACACCCAGGUUCUUGAGGCUAUGAUCGAGGCUGACAAAUUCAACGGUCCGUCUGUCGUGCUUGCUUACCUGCCGUACGAGAAGGAAAACGACACGCCCCUGACUGUCUUGCAAGAGACCAAGAAGGCUGUUGACCUUGGUUACUGGCCAUUGUACCGAUGGGACCCACGCGCCGAGGAGAAGGGUGAAGAGAACUUCAAACUUGACUCGGAGCGAAUCAAGAAGGAGUUGGAAGAGUUCCUGUCUCGUGACAACUACAUGUCUCAGGUCAUGAAGAGACAUCCUGAGUUCUCAUCCAACAUCUCUGGAUCCUACGGAACCGAAGUCAGGCAACUGCAAAAGCGCAAGGCCAAGGAUGCUUACAGCAAGCUUCUUGAAGGACUCCAGGGUGACCCUAUGACCAUUCUCUUCGCUUCCGACAACGGUAACGCUGAGAACCUAGCCAAGCGUCUGGGGAAUCGCGGCAAGGCUCGUGGUCUCAAGACUAUGGUCAUGGCUAUGGACGACUUCCCACUCGAAGAUUUGCCUAACGAGCAGAACGUCAUCCUAAUGACUAGUGUAGCUGGACAAGGAGAGUUCCCUCAGAAUGGUCGCACGUUCUGGGAGACCGUCAAGGACUCUACGGAUCUGGAUCUUGCAACAGUCAACUUUGGUGUCUUCGGUCUCGGUGACAGUCACUAUUGGCCACGCAAGGAGGACAAGAUCUACUACAACAAGCCCGCAAAGGACCUACAUGCUCGUCUGCUCACUCUCGGUGCUAAACCUUUGGCCGAGUGUGGUCUUGGAGAUGACCAAGACCCAGACGCUUACCAGACUGCGUACUCUGAGUGGGAGCCAAAACUCUGGGAGAAGCUUGGUGUUGCCAACGUCGAGAAUCUGCCUGAGGAACCGGCGCCGCUGACCAACGAGGAUAUGAAGGCCGCUUCAAACUUCCUCCGAGGAACCAUUGAGGAGGGUUUGGCCGACACUAGCACUGGCGCCAUCUCUGCAAGCGAUCAACAGCUCACUAAGUUCCACGGAACCUACAUGCAAGAUGACCGUGACCUUCGCGACCAACGCAAGGCCCAGGGUCUCGAGCCAGCAUACUCCUUCAUGAUUCGCUGCCGACUACCUGGUGGUGUCUCGACGCCGAAGCAAUGGCUACAGAUGGACGAGAUCAGCACGAAGCUCGGUAACGAAACCAUGAAGCUCACCACUCGCCAAACCUUCCAAUUCCACGGCGUCGUGAAGGGUAAGCUCAAGCCGGCUAUGCAGGCUAUCAACAAAGCCUUGAUGACCACUAUCGCGGCUUGCGGUGAUGUCAACCGAAACGUCAUGUGCAGCUCUCUCCCAACUCAGUCGAAGUACCACGGCCAGGUUCAGAACAUUGCACAGAAGAUCAGCGAUCACCUUCUUCCUUCCACCACCGCCUACCACGAAAUUUGGCUAGAGGAUGAUGAGACAAAGGAGAAGCGCAAGAUCGCCGGUGAAGCCGUCCAGGACCACGAGCCACUCUAUGGCCCUCUCUACCUCCCGCGAAAGUUCAAGAUCACCAUUGCCAUUCCACCUCAUAACGACACCGAUGUUUACGCUCACGACAUCGGUCUCAUUGCCAUUAAGGGUGAGGACGACAACCUCGUAGGUUUCAAUCUACUUGCUGGUGGCGGUAUGGGUGUGACGCACAACAACAAGAAGACCUACCCGCGAACUGGAAGCAUGUUCGGCUACGUCGCAGCCGAUCAAGUACACCUUGCUUGCGAGAAGAUCAUGCUCGUUCAACGUGACCACGGUGACCGCAAGAACAGGAAGCACGCCCGUCUCAAGUACACCAUUGACGACAUGGGUAUCGAUGUUUUCAAGGGAAAGGUCGAAGAGCUCUGGGGACAGAAGUUCGACGAGCCCAGACCUUUCAAGUUCCAAAGCAACAUCGACACCUUUGGCUGGCAGAAGGACGAGACUGGUCUCAACCACUUCACUUUCUUCAUUGAAAACGGCCGCAUUGAAGACACUGCUGACUUCCCAAUGAAGACUGGCCUGAUCGAGGUGGCGAAGGUACACAAGGGCGAGUUCAGGUUGACUGGUAACCAGCACUUGAUCUUGGCCAACGUCGCCGACGAAGACCUGCCUGCUAUGAAGGAGCUACUCAAGAAGUGGAAGCUUGACAACACCAACUUCUCUGCAAUGAGGUUGUCCAGUUCUGCCUGUGUUGCCUUCCCCACUUGCGGUCUUGCUAUGGCCGAGUCUGAGCGCUACCUACCUGAGCUGAUCUCCAAGCUCGAGGGUACGCUCGAAGAAUCUGGGCUACGACAAGACAGCAUCGUCAUGCGCAUGACUGGUUGCCCCAACGGUUGCGCACGUCCAUGGCUUGCUGAGAUUGCUUUCGUCGGCAAGGCUUAUGGCGCAUACAACAUGUACCUUGGUGGUGGCUACCACGGUCAAAGGCUGAACAAGCUUUACAGGAGCUCGAUCAAGGAAGAAGAGAUCCUUGAGAUCCUGCAGCCUAUGAUCAAGCAGUACGCUAAGGAGAGGAACGAGGGUGAGCACUUCGGUGACUUCGUCAUCAGGAAGGGCUACAUCAACGAGACCACUCAUGGAACAAACUUCCACGACAACACUGCGGAAAUGGAGUCAGAUGGCGAGUAA